This is a messenger RNA of Candidula unifasciata, 222 nucleotides long. The record is from the annotation of a GenBank genome assembly. Lineage: Eukaryota; Metazoa; Mollusca; Gastropoda; Stylommatophora; Geomitridae.
ACAACCGAUAAGCUGCGACGCCAUCUGGCUGAAGCCAUCGCCCGAUGCUGCAACUGGGGAAACAACCGCAUAGCUUUCGGGAAAGAGCGAGCGGUGGCUCCUCUAGUGAGGUACCUGAAGUCCAAAGAUGAGAACGUACACCGCUCCACAGCCCGGGCCUUGUUCCAGUUGUCUAAGAAUCCUGAGAACUGUAUCACCAUGCAUGAGGCGGGCGUUGUCAAG